Molecule: messenger RNA, 3217 nt
Organism: Acipenser ruthenus (sterlet)
Lineage: Eukaryota; Metazoa; Chordata; Actinopteri; Acipenseriformes; Acipenseridae
Product: thrombospondin type-1 domain-containing protein 4-like
Exons: 12
Coding region: 157-2121 (654 amino acids)
Biological process (GO): extracellular matrix organization
Cellular component (GO): extracellular matrix
Molecular function (GO): metalloendopeptidase activity
Source: RefSeq, a predicted model, not a curated record
GGAGGAGGUAGUUGUUAAGUGUUUGUUAAGGCCACAUACUGGUAACAGAUAUAUUACACAAAGGCUGUGUCUCAGCACAUAGAAGCCAGUCAGCAGAGAGCUUUCUUCAAAAACCCUGCCGCAAUCUUUAGAGAAGUGUCUCCCGUUUAAUAUAGAAUGAAGACGAAUGGGAUUUGUAUAACUCUGUCCUUCUUAUGCUACUAUGUAUGUGAAUCUCUUCCUCAAAAUAAUAUCCAGCACCUUAAAGAGGAUGUUGUAUGUGAUGACUUACAGGGAUCCAAAACCAUCAUGGACAGAUGUGGAGUUUGUGGCGGUGACAACUCAGCCUGUGAAACAAUCACAGGAACUUUCAAACGUUCAAUCCUGUCAGUUGGGUAUCACAAAAUUCUUGAAAUUCCCAAAGGAGCAACAAAAAUAAACAUAACAGAGAUGGUUAAAAGUAAAAAUUACCUUGCAUUGAGAAAUCACCAUGGCGAACCACUCAUCAAUGGAAACUGGGCCAUCGAUAGACCAGGCAUUUUCACUGCAGCAGGAACAACAGUGACCUACAGGAGGCCCAAUGAAAUCAGCACUAAAGCAGGGGAGUCCAUUAUUGCCGAGGGACCAACUAAUGAAGUAUUAGAUGUUUAUGUCAUAUACCAGCAGCCUCAUCCGAGUGUGCAUUAUGAGUAUAUUUUACCCAGGGAUAAUGUGUUCAGCAUACAACCUAUUCCAAAUUCAGAUAUUCAACCACUAGGCGAGGCUCUGAGCAGCCAACUAGGAGUCUAUACUGAGAAUGGACAAGGCUACAUCUUACCUGAUGUCAAUGGAGAGAACUUUGUAAAUGGUGUCCACACAAACCAGUUCCCUCCAGAGCAGGCUGCACCCACCACUGAGACAUAUGAAUUGUACCCCUUGGAGGAAAGGAGGGAAAGACAAACAGCAUACAACUGGAAGCACGCUGGAAUGACUGAAUGCAGUGCCACUUGUGGGAAAGGCAGUCAGUUCUUGAUUUUCGUCUGUGUGGAAAGAAUCACGCAUGAGCAGGUUUCUGAAAACCUUUGUGAUGUAGCCAUGAGACCGACACCCAAAGAGGAAACUUGCAACUCUCAGCCCUGUCCUGCUUUCUGGGACGUUGGGGAAUGGUCUGAAUGCAGUAAGACGUGUGGUCCUGGAAUUCAGCAUCGGCAGGUGCUGUGCAGACAGGCCUAUUCUAACCAAACAACAACCGUCCAUCCUCAUCGCUGCCACCACCUGGAGACGCCAGAGACCACCAGCACCUGUCAGCUGAAAAUCUGCAGCGAGUGGCAGAUCCACACUGACUGGACUUCAUGCUCAGUGCCUUGUGGGGUGGGACAGAGGACCCGAGAUAUUAAAUGUGUGGACAAUCUGGGAGAUGUUGUAGAUGAUGAAGAGUGUAACCUGAAUCUAAAGCCAGAGGACUCAGAGAACUGUGAUGCAGGCCCCUGUGCAAGGAGCUGGUUCUUAACAGACUGGAGUGAAAGGUGCUCAGCUAAGUGUGGGAACGGCACCCAGACGAGAGGUGUUGUUUGCCUCAUGAACCAUAUCAGCAGUUUACCUUUGGAAGGCUGUGGCAAUGAGAAGCCCAUGGAAAGCAUGCCUUGUAACCUUGGGCUGUGCAAUGAGAAAGUGGAGUGGUUUACAGGACCAUGGGAUCAGUGCUCAACUGAAUGUGGCAAUGGCACUAAAAGCAGGAGUGUGGUCUGCCUGAAAAGGUCAAAUAGCAGUUUAGUGGUGGUCGAGCCCUCCGAAUGCAGUCGGCUUGAGAAGCCAGCUACAGAAAAUAACUGUUAUCUGAAGAAAUGUGGGGCAAAGUGGUUCACCACAGAAUGGAGUGCGUGUUCAAAACCAUGUGAAGGUGGCUACAGGGUGCGAGAAGUCCGUUGUCUUGCAGACGACAUGACGCUGAGUGGCAGCUGUGACCCAUUCCUCAUGCCAGAAGAUAGAGAAGAAUGCAACUUUCAUCAAUGCAUCCCUGAAAUAGAUGAAAACUGCAGAGAUAUGUACUUCAACUGCAAUGUGGUGGUACAAGCCAGACUUUGUAUUUAUUCCUACUAUAAAACAGCAUGCUGUGCCUCUUGUACAAAAGCCAUCAGGAAAGGUGUCGGUCUAAGGAGAUAACUCUGCCAUGAGAACAUUCAAUAUUUCUUACAAUUUACUGAAGUACAUUCAAGGUAAUAUCAUGAAGACAUUGCAUGUGCAUUAUGCUUUUUGACAUAAACAUGACAUUAACAUGACAUAAAUGUUAGCUGGUCCUGCAUAUGAUUUUGCACAAAUUAAAUAAUUGAUAUUAGUAUGCUCUAAAGUUUGACUUUUAACAUUAAACUACUGAAAAUCCUGAACUAUCCUGUAUUGCCUACAUCCAGAUUGUCAAAUGAACAUGUGAUUUUUUUUUAAUUUUUUUAACUUUACUACAUUUAGGGCUUCUAGUUUUGGGGUUUUAUUUCUGAUCACAUGAGUAGGCAUAUUUUGAGCCAAUUCGCUUUCUUAAUCAAACACUAAUUACCAAAGGAAGUUGUUUCUUUUACCCUCAUAUCUUGAUUGAGUUAACAAACGACGUGCAUUGAUGUCCCCGUAUUCUAUUUGAACCUGCAUUUCCUUCUGGCUCUAAUUACCGAAUUCAUCUUAUUAAUUUCCACUGCAUUAGUUUCUGGUAGUGUGUCACUAAUUUAAACAAUCUGGUAUUCAGUUAUGGCUUAACAACUAUUAAAUAAGGUUUAAAGGGAGGGAGAGAGAUGGAAAAUAAAAACCAAAAACUAGAAGCCCUAACUAUAUUACAGUGAGUAAUAAAAUGCUGUUUCACAUAUAAAAAUAUUUGUCAAAAUUAUUUUUUAACGUGUUAUUGUGAUUUUUUAUGAGCAUUUUUAUUUUCCACAAGAACGUCGAACCUUGCUUUGAAACACACAAAUAUACUCCAAAGCCUCUACAGUUCUGUGUACCAGAACCGUGGCAAGGGAAAGAUUGCAGAACGAUUAGAAUGCUACAAGGCUAAGCCGAGAGGCUGCCUUGUGCGUUACCAUAUGGAACCCCAGUAGCAAGUAGCUAGGGCUAGGAGCACCUUGGCCCAGUCCUGCCUGAUUUUCUCCAGACAUAGCGAGAGCAAGGCGAGCGGUGGGAAGGCAUAUAACAGUUGCCUUAGCUACUGGUGUGCCAAGGCAUCUGCUGCCAGCGGGUCCCCGGCUCCUACUAUGGAGAAUCAGUGGGGACAGUGGGUUGA